Messenger RNA from Fusarium coffeatum, 1473 nucleotides. RefSeq lists its product as uncharacterized. Bases 1 to 1473 code for a protein of 490 amino acids. Gene Ontology annotation, molecular function: oxidoreductase activity, acting on paired donors, with incorporation or reduction of molecular oxygen; iron ion binding; heme binding. The record is from RefSeq and is a predicted model, not a curated record. The transcript has 3 exons. Lineage: Eukaryota; Fungi; Ascomycota; Sordariomycetes; Hypocreales; Nectriaceae.
AUGUUGGAAACUCUGUUUUUCCUGGCGGGUUGCUUUGCUUUUUACACCGUUGGUGUGAGCAUUUACUACAUCACACUUCAUCCGCUGGCGAGCAUCCCCGGUCCGAAAAUAUGCGGCAUCACAAGAAUCCCUUAUUGGCUAGUAGCACUCAAGGGUGAGGAUGUGAAAUGGAUGAAGGAUCUUCAUGAUACGUAUGGACCUGUUGUUCGAUUUGGUCCUACUGAUGUGAGCUAUGCUACUGCUGAGGCUUGGAAUGACAUCAACGGGCGCAAGGAUUCGGAGAAGGCGCAGGAGUUUUCUGUUCAGCCUGUCAAUGGCGUACCAAGCAUGCUUACCCAGGACGUCACAAACCAUGCCCGUAUGCGUCGACUCUUCUCACCAGCAUUUUCAGAGCGCGCCUUAAAACAACAAGAGCCGCUCUUCAGAAAGUAUACAGAUCUUCUCAUGUACAAGAUUUCCGAAGUUGGUGAAGAUGGAGCCAAGCCAGUCGAGAUGAGUCGACUGCUCAACUUCACGACCUUUGAUGUCAUGGCCGAGCUAUCUUUUGGCGAGAACCUCAACCUUCUCGCAAAGAACGAGUACAGUCCGUGGGUCAAGUCAAUCUUUGACUCACUCACAAUGCUCCCAAUUGCUUCUAUGAUCAACUACUAUCCCAUUCUCAACGCCUUGUUCACUCGGUUUGAGCCCAAGUCGGUUACUCAACAACGUGUUACGCACUGCCAACAUUCAGCUGAGCGUGUUGAUCGACGCUUGGAGAGAGGUUCUGACCAGCCUGAUGUUUGGAAUCUGGUUUUGGCGGCGAAGGAGGGUAAGGGACUUACUGUGAAGGAGAUGCACUCUAAUGCUGAGCUGUUCAUGCUUGCCGGGUCCGAGACCACAGCCACACUCUUGAGCGGCUGUAUGUACUAUCUCCUGACAAACCCAGACAAGAUGGAUAUUCUCCUCAAAGAACUUCGAGACAACUUCACCAAUCCCGAAGAAAUCACUUUCGAACGUGUCACCGAACUCAAGUACUUGAACGCCUGCCUCAAAGAAGCCCUCCGCAUCUAUCCCCCGGUCCCCAUCGGUAGUCCCCGCGUCGUCUCCCCAGCCGGCCAACAGAUCCUGGGCAAAUACAUCCCACCCGAAACCCGCGUCUCGGUACACCACUGGUCCACCUACCGCUCCGAGUCCAACUUCAAAGACGCUGACAAAUUCGUUCCCGAAAGAUGGUUGAAGAAGGACGCGAAGUAUGCAGGCGAUGCUCUUGAUUCACACCAGCCGUUUGGAUUUGGACCGAGGAACUGUUUGGGACAGAAUAUGGCGAUGCAUGAGAUGAGACUUAUUCUGGCCGUGUUGCUGUUUAAGUUUGAUCUUGAGCUGGAGGAGGAGUGUCGAAAUUGGGCGGAUCAGAAGUCUUUUGCGCUUUGGAUCAAGAACCCUUUGAUGAUAAGGGCGAAGCCAGUGUCUACCCAUACUAGACUCAAGAUUUAG